Solea senegalensis (Senegalese sole) is the source of this 1722-nucleotide messenger RNA. It is a transcript of the gene serpine1, whose product is annotated as serpin peptidase inhibitor, clade E (nexin, plasminogen activator inhibitor type 1), member 1. The coding region runs from base 200 to 1375 and encodes 391 amino acids. The record is from RefSeq and is a predicted model, not a curated record. Gene Ontology annotation, molecular function: serine-type endopeptidase inhibitor activity. Lineage: Eukaryota; Metazoa; Chordata; Actinopteri; Pleuronectiformes; Soleidae. The transcript has 9 exons. Gene Ontology annotation, biological process: negative regulation of vascular wound healing; negative regulation of endopeptidase activity; negative regulation of plasminogen activation.
GUUUGCCCAGACAGUGUCAGAUGACAUCACUGUCUGUAAUUGUGUGUGUGUGUGUGAGUAGGAGGGGGCGGGACUCCUCACACUAUAAUAAGGCAACACUUUCAUUCACUCUUUCAGACUUUAACAGCAGCAGAAAAGAGAGAGUGAAGCUCAAACAUCAAACAUCACAGACCUUCUACAAAAACAACCAACCACAAGGAUGCAUUGUGUGUACGUGUUCCUGUUGCUGACCCUGAGCAGAGCGGCGCUGGGCUCCCUCCAGGACAAACAGACUGAUUUCGGCCUGAAGGUCUUCUUGCAGCUGAGUCAGGACUCCGCCCACACAAACAUGGCCUUCUCCCCGUACGGUGCCGCCUCCGUUCUGUCCAUGGCUCAGCUCGGUGCUGCCGGAAACACCCGCAAGGCCUUGACCUCUGCCAUGGGCUUCUCUCUGAAAGAAAGAGGGAUGUCACGGCAGCAGAGACUCCUGCAGCGGGAUGUGUCCAGCGAGGAAGGCGUGGAGAUCGCCAGCGGGGUGAUGGUGGAGAGGAAGAUGAGCCUGGAGAAAGGAUUCAGACGAGCUCUGGCCAAGGCCUUCCAGGCGCACCCUCACCAGGUGGACUUUACCAAACCAGACCAGGCACUCGGCAUCAUCAACUCAUGGGUGUCGGACCACACUGCAGGUGCUAUUCCUGAGUUCUUGACAUCUGGAUCUCUCUCUGAUGAGACCCGCCUGGUCCUCCUCAAUGCUCUCCACUUCCAGGCCCUUUGGAAAGUCCCCUUUGACCCCAGACUGACCCAGGAGAGGAUGUUCCACUGUGCCAACGGCAGCACAGUGCCGGUGCACAUGAUGAGACUCACCAACUACUACAACUACGGUGAGUUUGUCUCUUCUGACGGAGUGGACUAUGACGUCAUCGAGGUCCCAUACGAGGGCGACUCGCUGAGCAUGCUCCUGGUGUCGCCCUUCGAACCCGAGGUUCCCCUGAGCGCGCUCGGUGCAGAUCUGAGCGCGCAGCGGAUCCAUCAGUGGAGAGCAGAGUUGAGGAGAGUGAAGAGGCAGCUGGCCAUGCCCAGGUUUACUCUGAACUCGGAGGUGAAUAUGAAGACUGCGCUCAUCAACAUGGGUCUCGGAGACAUGUUCAACCUGGCCAGUGCCGACUUCACGCGCAUCACCACUGAGGAAAGACUCUGUGUGUCGAAGGUCCUGCAGAGAGUCAAGAUCGAGGUGAACGAGCGAGGAACUAAGGGAGCAGCAGCAACAGCUGCUGUCAUGUUUUCACGUAUGGCGGUGGAGGAGAUCACUCUGGACCGACCCUUCCUCUUCCUCAUCCAGCACAAACACACAGGUGCUCUUCUCUUCAUGGGUCAGUACAACCAGCCGCAGCAGCAGUAACUGUGAAGAGCUGCCUUCAUUGCAGCUGACCACCACCAUCAUCAUCAUUAUAAUCAUUAUUCUUCAACACUGGGGCUAAAGACAUGGAUAUUGGACACGGGGCAGACUGACUCUACAUGUUUAUUUAUUUGUCUGAACGUUUGUGGUGGACAUAUGAAGGACAGUGAACAGAUGAGGUAGUUUAUUGUUGUUGGACACAACAGACACUGAUGCACUUCACACAGAGGGACACGAUGACGGCUGCUUUCUAAGAGUUGUGUUAACUCUAUUUUCUGUAUUGUUAUGUUGCAUUUAUAUAUUUUGUUGCUGUAGUUGUAUUUAUUAAAAGUCUAUGUUUUUACAAAACC